Molecule: messenger RNA, 9239 nt
Organism: Acanthopagrus latus (yellowfin seabream)
Lineage: Eukaryota; Metazoa; Chordata; Actinopteri; Spariformes; Sparidae
Gene: ncam1a
Product: neural cell adhesion molecule 1a
Exons: 22
Coding region: 336-3389 (1017 amino acids)
Biological process (GO): cell-cell adhesion
Cellular component (GO): membrane
Molecular function (GO): protein binding
Source: RefSeq, a predicted model, not a curated record
GUGUGUGUGUGUGUGCGCGGGUAUAGCCUACCGGGCGGAGUAAUUCGCGUUUGCUAUCUUUUGAGUGCAUGCGUGUGUGUGCGCGGGUGCGUGCUACGGCUGCUGCUGCUUGUCACUCAUUGUGCCGCGAACACGGGUAGCGACAAGGACCAAAAUUCCGUCCGGUAGCAGUUGUUGUCCUCCUCCUGGUUAAAAAAAAAAAAAAAAAAAGAAGAGGAAGAAGAAAAAGAAAAGACAGAGGCUGAUAGUCAGAUUGUUGGCCCCUCUCAGUAGAGACACCUCGCUUGUGUAAAGUGCGUCUGCUUCUUCGAGGAGAAUAUCUGUGACACAUUACAAUGCUCCAAAUAAGGGACCUCAUCUGGGGAUUGCUAUUCAUUGGCUGUGCAGCUGCCAUCCAGGUGGAAAUCACUCCAACACAAGGAGAGAUCAGCGUGGGAGACUCGAAAUUCUUCCUCUGUGAAGUGGUGGGAGAUGCUAAAGACAUAGACUGGUACGCCCCCAGUGGGGAGAAGAUCCUUCCCAACAGGCCAGACAUUUUUGUGAGCCGCAGCGAUGAGACCACGUCGACCCUCACCAUCUACCACGCCAACGUGGACAGCGCUGGCAUCUACAAGUGUGUGGCAAAGAACGGAGACAAAGAGGCCCAGGCCACAGUGCAAGUGAAGAUCUUCCAAAAGAUCACCUUCGAGAGUGCUCCCAGCCCGCAGGAGUUCAACGAAGGUGACGACGCCGACAUAGUCUGCGAUGUGGUCAGCUCGCCGCCGCCCACCAUCAUUUGGAAGCAUAAAGGCUCCAGGAUCCAGGUCGCCAAAGACGUGCGAUACAAGAUCAUGGAUAAUGGCCACCUGCAGAUCCGCGGCAUCAAGAAGACGGAUGAGGGAAUGUACAACUGCGAGGCUCGUGUCAUGGCCAGGGGAGAAAUUGACUUCAGGAUGAUCAAGGUCGUUGUUAACGUCCUUCCCACCAUCCGUGCCAGGCAGUCGGAUGUCAACGCUACAGCAGACAUCGGUAGCUCUGCUUUGUUGGCCUGUGAUGCGGACGGCUUCCCUGAACCCACCGUUACCUGGGCACAUAACAACGUUGUCCUUGAAACGGGUGAUAAGUACAGCCUGAACGAGGAUGGUUCAGAAUUGGUAAUAAAAGACGUCAAGAAAGUGGAUGAAGGAGAUUACACUUGCAUCGCCAAGAACAAGGCGGGGGAGAAAGCCGAGGAAGUCAGCCUGAACGUGUUCGUGCAACCCAAAAUUACCUACCUGAACAACCAGACUGCAUCGGAGUUUGAGGAGCAAGUCACCCUGACUUGUGAGGCCUCGGGCGACCCCACACCCACCAUCUCCUGGAGUUUCGAAAACAGGGUGUUCAGUGAAGGAGAGCAGGCUUCUUGGACACGACCAGACAAAUACGAGAGCCUCGACAGAAACAUCGUGGUGCGCAGCCACGCACGGGUCUCCUCUCUCACCUUGAAAAACGUCCAGUUCACGUACGCCGGCCAGUACCUCUGCACCGCCAGCAACUCCAUCGGCCAGGACGACCAGAACAUGUACCUGGAGGUCCGCUAUGCUCCGAAGCUCCAGGGUAAUGUGGCGUGGUACACGUGGGAGGGGAACCCGACCAACAUCAGCUGCAAGGUGGAGGCUCACCCCAGAGCCACGGUGGUUUGGUACAGAGACGGCCUCCCGGUGCCCUCCGCCAACUUCACCAACCUGAAGAUCUACACCACACCGACCAUCAGCUACCUGGAGGUUACCCCCAGUUCUCAGGAUGACUUUGGGAGCUACAACUGCUCAGCAACCAACGCGAUGGGCACCGAGUACAAGGAGUUCCUCCUCAUCGAAGCAGAUGUGCCUACAACACCGGAGCUUUAUCAGGUGGAGCCUUUCUCCAGCACAGCGGUGAUACAGUUUGGAGAACCUGAAGCCACAGGUGGUGUGCCCAUCAUCAAGUACAGAGUGCAGUGGCGUCUGCCUGGCCAGGAUUGGACCGAGAAGGAGUACAGCGCUGAGGAUGAUUUGAACCAGAUCACCAUCCUCGGCCUGAACCCAGAGACCACCUACGAGGUCAGGAUUUCCGCCAUCAACGGCAAAGGUGAAAGCGAGAGCUCUCCGGCCAAACAUUUCAAGACGGAGCCAGUCCUUUCAUCAGAGAUCCCACCCCCUAUCGCUGCCACCAGUAUGGCCCUUAAAGGGGAACCCAGUGCCCCCAAAAUUGAAGUCAAGGUCCACAACAGGGGCAAUAGUCUGAAGGUCAACUGGAUCAAGCAGGACGAUGGUGGCUCCCCCAUUAAACAUUACCUGGUCAGAUACAAGGCUAAGUAUGUAUCUGACUGGAAACCAGAGAUGCGCCUCCCCAAUGACAGUGAGCAUGUGGUGCUGAACGGCCUGGACUGGAAUACAGAGUAUGAGGUUCACGUGGUGGCAGAGAAUCAGCAGGGACGGUCGGAGCCCGGCAUCCGCUCCAUCAGAACAGCUUCAGAGCCCACUACCAUCCCAGACGCCAUGGGCGGUGGCUCAGGCCUGGGCACCGGAGCCAUCGUAGGCAUCCUCAUCGUCGUCUUUUUCUUGCUGUUGGUGGGCGUGGACGUCACCUGCUACUUCCUCAACAAGUGCGGACUCCUCAUGUGCAUCGCUGUGAACUUCUGUGGGAAGGCCGGGCCGGGGGCUAAGAGCAAGGACAUGGAGGAGGGCAAGGCAGCCUUCACGAAAGACGAGUCUAAGGAGCCCAUUGUUGAGGUGAGAACAGAGGAGGAACACACCCCGAACCAAGGAGGGGGUCCUACCGAGCCUAACGAGACCACACCUUUGACAGAACCUGAGCCUGCCGCUGCAGACACCACCUCCCCGGUGGUAAACUUGCUCCCCUCCACUGCUACUAACUCAGUUGCCGAGAGCUUUAGCACGGCACAGAGCAGUCCUGCUAGCGAGUGCACCACGCUAACCACCAGCGCCUCCAGCCCAACCAAAGCCGCCCCCGCCAAGUCCUCCCCCAAAAACAGUCCUGCCGCCCAGCCCAGUUCACUUAAAGCUAACACCCAACCUGACGUUGGGCCCCUGGUUGACCUGAGCGACACCCCUAAAGUUCCCCCCUCGUCCAACCCUACACCCUCAGAGCCAGUCAGCCCGCCCUCUGCUAAUGCUGACGCGCAGCAGAGCCAAUGCGACCAAGUCAAAGCCCCUGACAGCACCCAGAGUAAGGACUUACGAGUAGACGGCCCAGCCAAGGAUGCGCCCAGUGCCCCGUGCACAGACUCGACCACACCGGCCCAAAAUGACGGUAAGACUGUGAAGGACGAUAAGACCAAAGGCGAGGCGGAGGUGAAGAACGCCACGGCCGAGGUGAAGACGGUUCCCAACGAGGCUCCCCAAACGAACGGCAACGAGAGUAAAGCGUAAUUUCCCCGUCCGAGAGCAGCGGGAAGAAGAGGGCGGUUGGGGGUGGGAAGGGUGGGAAGGGUGGUCGGGCGUGGGGUUUUUGUUUUUGUUUUUUUCGGGUUGAAAAGGGGGGGGGGGGGUCACAGUCACUGAAACCUCAACGCAAUGUCACACACCACCCGUCAGAUAAAAAAAAAAAAAAAACAACAAAAAGCAACAGCAAAAAAAAAAAAAAGAAAUCAUGGGUCUCCUCCUACAGUGUCUUCUGACCAGGAAAAUGUAAAGACCUCAUGCACAUGCCUUAGUUCCUUUUACGUCAAUUUCUAUUUGUUCAUUUGUCACAUAAGAAAAGAGAAAUUCCUACUUGUAGUUCACCCUCUAUCCUGUAUGUAUUAUUAAAUCCAUCAGCUGUUUAAUACAGAGCAGAAUCUAUACUAUUUUUCCUCUAGAUGAACAUGGUUGGACUGUAGCUUUACUUCACAGAUGCCCACUGCCCACACACACACACACACACACACACACACACACACACACACUCAUAAGACUGGUACAUUACCAAUACUACUCUUCUUAAUGCAGUAUGGUCAUCUUCGUGGUAAUGGAUUAUGGGUCUUUAUUCCUUUGUCGAUAUUUUGUUGUGUUUAAAUAAUGUGCAGACGUUACUGCCUAUUUAGCUUUUUUUAAUGUGUUAUUUCCAGGGCUAGAGAUUAGAACAUUAGCAUGCCUGUUUUUUUGCAAAGUUACUGUAUUUCUGUACAUGUUGCUGUCAUUUGGUUCCUCUUUAGAUGUUUUAUUUUUUGUUUUUUGUUUUUUUUGUUGUUUUUUUUUUUUCUUUAAAUGUUGUCUCCAUAUGGUUCUGGUCCAGAAAAAUCCUUUAGCCUAAAGUUAUGAGAGGCGAAAGAAGACACGGGGGGGAAGAAUCGAGGUUCAAGAAGUUUCGACCCUGUCUCUCUAAAAAAGUUCUCUUCAUACAGUCCGUGUAUGCUGGUAAAUGCUUUCAGCGAAUACAUUAUGAAGGAAACAAGGAUGAUGUCGUCCUGUUCCCUUUCUGCUAUCUAGGCAUUUUCGUUUUUUUGCAAUCCCCGUUGCUACGGAAAACAACAACAGCUAACAACCCUUAAUUGUAAAAAUGGCAAGCUGCCCGAACCGUAACCUGGUCGCGAACAGCACAGUGGGCCAUUUUGGUGCCAGGGCUCGCAUGCCCCAAACACCUGCAAAACAAGUUCAGAUUUUGCAGGGACACCAGCGCUUCAUUCCUGACUUUGGAAUUCCCCCCCCCCCCGCCAUACCUAGGUGGUUAUGGGUGCAGCCAGACCUUUCUCCAGUGCGAACACCGUGCUGUGGAGUUUGAUCUUGGAAAGAAACUUGUGAUGAGCCAGAUCUUUCCCUAACGCCUAACAAAGUCCUAUGAGUUGGACAGACAUCAUCAUCCGUCAGUCAUGCUCCAGUGGACGCUGCAGGAAAGCAAAUGAAAUACAACGUCACCAGAUACGUUCUUUAAAAACAUGAUGUCAAAUAUUUCAAUCAGGACGACAUAACGUUCUUUUCAAAUGUAUUUGCUGUUUGGUCUGAGCUGUGUAUGAGCAUAUUUUUUUAAGGAGACAGGGUUUUGCUGGGUUUCGGGUAAAGAAACGGUCAGAUUGAAGAUUAAAGCUGUGUUUCUCUUCAGAGGGCCACGCCCCUCACAGUCCAGUUAUCCAGAUUCAGCGCAGGCCAGCUUGGGUUUUAAAUUCCGAGAGACAAAUACUGCCUUACUCCGCCUGAAUUUGAUGGAAACUUCUGGUGUGUCCUUGUGUGUCUCAUGUAUCCUAAAAACCCACCAGUCUAAGUGUUUCACACUGCUUUCUGUCCUCAUCAACUCGUGAAGUCAGAAAAUGAUCACGUGACCAAAUAUAUCGCUGUAUGUUAUGUGAGCAGGAACUAAAAAGAUGCCAGAGGAUGUCAACACUCUUCUCGGAGUGAAUGUUGAUUAAAUUAUAUGGACAGAUUUUCCAGGAACAUGGCACGCUGUUUGCCACGAAAUGAAACGCCUGAACUGUGUCCUUCCUGGGCAUUCGAGGGCAACCCACUGCUGGUAAUUUCUGCCCUCCCAAGUCGAUGAGGACCACCUCUUGGUUUUGGCGCGUGUGACGUCCGCCAUCUGAACGAUAAAUUAUGCUGAGGCGAAUCCUCUGUAGUCCGUCCUAAUCUCGGGAGCUCGCUACGUGUGAGCUGUUUAUAUUGUAAUUUCUUUAGGUCACUGCGAGAACACGCUUUUAUCUCCUUCUCUUUCUCUCUCACGCGCGUACAACUCACUCUUUCCAGAUAUCUCCUUUAAGCAUUCCGGACCAGCUCCUCACCUGAUAGGUUUGGGUUUGUUUUUUUUUAGCAGUGACUCAAAGGGCCGUAAGUGUUCUGCCAGAACAAUUUCAGUCAGCAGGUUUGGACUGAGAGGCGGACAUGUUUGUCGAAAGUAAACAAGCCCCAUCGCAAGGCAAACUCGUUAAAUUCUUGACACACCAGUUUCCCUUGCCUCGAAUAUCCCAUUCCGUUUGUUUCCCGGGGUUAACCAUAUUUACCUUUCUUCUCCGGUUCAUAGCCAUUGUUGCCUUCUCUGCGCUAACCGCUAUUGUUCACUGCUUCUAAACGGUCGGUCUGAGGGCUCGGCCUCGCUGAGAUUUCUUACACCAAACAUCUGACGCCCUCGGCCACCGUCCUCUCUCUUUCACCGCGACUGCUGUCAGUGUGCGUUUGUGUCACCGCCGCUUCCACCGCCUUUCAUCUCCGUCUUUAAUUAGCUCGUGCCUGCAGUGAUGUGACAUGUAUUGUAGGUCUAGUACAGUCGACCACUUUGUUCAGCAUUCACCGUAUCUCAGCACAAGGUCCACUUACUGGAAAUUCUCUGGAACAAGUCUGGAAGUUAUUAAACGAGCCACAGUUGGCCUACAGAUGUUGAUCUUUUUUUGUGAUUGAAGACACGCUUAAAUCCCGAUUCGCCGAGUUGAAGAAAGCCACAAAGAGAGCGCACACAUUGUGUUAUUCAACAUGUGUUUAGGAAUUGGACAAGUUGGACAUCGGCAGUACCACUUUAAGGGAUUUUCUGAUUUCUUUCGGUGAGAGGACUGAUUACAUGAUCAUCAUCUGUGUCUCCUUUAAAUCUGUCUGUUCAUUGUGCAUGUCCAAUAUCCUCACACAGCAAUGUAGCCGAACGUAGCACGCUAGGCAGCUGUAGUGUAUUUAAUUUCAUGUAAAUACAUGUAAUCAUUUUACUGCUGAAACAAAAAACCAUGAAAAUGCUCAAACCGGGAAAAAAAACCGGGCCAGGAAAAUGAAUUUAGUUGUGCAUGUGGCGGCGAUUGGCAUUCUUGCAGCACCCGUGUUUGGCCGAGCUAGUCUAAUCCUGGAUUGUUACCUAAUUUCGAUGCAGACAUUAAAGUCUAAAAGCCUCCAGGCGUUUAAAGGGGGAUUUUCAAAGGGGAAACAAUGGAAUAAAAAUGAAGCAUAACCCAAAAAAAGAAGAAAAAAAAAAGACGAAGAAGAAGAACACUUUGUGAGAAAUGUAUUUCUUCUCAUGGUUGUUUCUCUACUUACAAAAGUCAGGUUAAACUGCCUCACCAGCAAAAAAACACUGCCAAAAACGCUCCAUAAGCAAGUCAAGUGUUCAUCAUCGGCCUGAUGUGGAACCAUCCGUCCGGUGGAGGAAGCUAAUGCUGCUCUGAUCAUCACGGUAAAGCCGAGCACAUGCUGACAUCUUCUCCCAACUCUCACCAGCAGCAGAGUAUCUCUGUCCAGCUACCGACCGGCUCAGAACGCCAACUAGUCCGCUUGUACUCUUAGUAAUCGUAAUAAUGGUGAAGAUCAGCUCGUUAUGGUUAUUUAGCACAUGUUAACAUCUCAGCAUGCACACUGAACAGAAACACAGAGGUGACCGCGUUACCAACCCUCUACGUACGGUUACCGUCGAGGUAAACUACCAGAAUAAGUUCAGCCAAACUUUAAGAAAAAGUCCCAGGUUCUGUGGAUUCACCGAGAACUGUGCUGACUGACAUAACUCAUAAAUUCAGCUUGAAUUAGAGAGACUAAUACCGUUUCCGUGUCUGUAAAUGAAUGUACACUCUCAAGCCAUUUAAUCACAGCCUUUCAGUGGUCCAAAAACGAAUGAGGAAGAAAUGUGGCCUCUUUUAACUAAGGAGGAGGGAAAAUUGGUAUGUGGUGUUUAAAGGUUUCUUUUUAUGCAUCGAACGUAAAAAUGAAAGGAUUUCAAAAUGUUCUUUCACAAGCCAUAGUGCCCUGCUGUGGAUUUGAAAGGUUUGGGGAAAAAAAAAUAAGGUAUAAAAAAAAGAAAAAACAAGUCUGACCAUCUUUUCUUUGUACAGUGUUCCUCCUACUUUAGACUGCAAGCUAGUACACUGUGAAUGUGUGAAUCCAUUGUGUCCUUUGUCAUAGAGUUGAGCAAAUAGUUUGAUUGUGAAAAGAUGUAGCUGAUAGUUUGAAUUCCUGACGUCAACGUACAGAAGUCUGACAGCAGCCAACUGGAAAGACACAGUGCCUUUGAAUAAGAAAAAUGAUGGCAUGCAUUCCAUUCCUCUCAGUGUCUGUCCAUUAAAGGUUUUCACAUCUCCCUCUUCCUGCCGAUCUUCUUUUCCAUUCACUACAUUCCAAGGGUGAUAAAAAAAUAGAAAAAAAAAAAGAAAUUGUUAGAAUUGUGUCGUAUUUUCACAAUGUGUUUCGUUAUCGAUGAUUUACACUGUCCGUGUAGGAUGAUUCUGGUUUAUCUUUUGUUUAUUUUCAUCAUUUCUAUCUUUUUCAUCAACAGCAUUCUCACAAAGUUACUUGAGGUCAGAGAAAGUGGAAAUAUCUCCUAAAAGGCGGCCCAACAAAUGAAUAAUAAAGAAUAAAUGUUGACAUUUACAUUUCUGCAAACCGCAGUUAUCUUUGGAGUUUGCAGUUUUCAAAUGUAGGCCUUGAACGAGCUGUGGUCUGGGGUCCUCCUGUCAGGCAGUCAGACAGGUUGUAAAGGAAGCCUCAGGUUAUUGUGUUUCCCCACUUUGGAGGUCAUCUUGAAGAGACUGUAGAAGAACUUCAGUCCUGUAGCCUCAAAAUGCAAAGUAACAUGUUCUAUUGUAAUCAGAGAACAACACAUAAACAAUGAGUGGAAAAAAUAUAUAUAUUUAAUCACAAUUAAGACUGACGAUGGUUUUUUUUUGGCACAAAGUCCUCGUCUGCCGUGCCGUCCCCUCCCACUACAGUUAGCGACAUGACUCCACUGACUCUGCUGGUUAACAGAAGUGAGAGGAUGUUAAAUACCACACGGCAGAUGUCACCGAUAUCUCAGGUGCGCUCACUUUCACUUUUAUUUUUGAAAUAAGGUGACAGCUUCUCUGACUGCUUGCGUGUCUCACCUGGUAGGACCACGAUCUGGCCAGUUAAUUUGGUAAGAACAGUGUUAGAAAAACAAAUAGAAAAUAAUGCUGAAAGCCACAAAAAAUAAGACAAGUUGUGAUAAACCGGAAUUACCCUUAAAGUAAAUCACUUGGACACAGUUAACACGUCGUAGAUAGCUGGCAUCACGUGAGAACAACAUCCAGCAAACCAUUCCAUCUAAGACACAGAGACACUUUGCUCAGGCCCCAUGUUGUCUAAAUUAUCUGAAAUUCCUGGAUUUGUCAGAGCAAGCAUGCAGACUAUAUUAGAUCAGGAUAAUAUCAUCACAGUUUUCGAUAUGGAAAAAAAAUAAUAAUGAAAGCUUCAUGUGUUGUAUUUGACCUUUUUUCAAGUGUUGUGUAACUUGUGUCCUGUUCCCCCAACUUUUCAUUUUUUUUGCUUCAAAAGAAAACUGAGAUUGUUUCUGCUUCACAAAGCUCUGAAAUGUAAUAAAGAAAGCAAAAGGGA